Molecule: messenger RNA, 555 nt
Organism: Bursaphelenchus xylophilus (pine wood nematode)
Lineage: Eukaryota; Metazoa; Nematoda; Chromadorea; Rhabditida; Aphelenchoididae
Source: the annotation of a GenBank genome assembly
AUGUUGGCCGACUUCCAAACAGAGAUUGCCACGGCUCCGGAGCCGGCUCUUGGCUCCGGCUCCGGCUCCGAGCCGGGAGCCAGAGCCGGAGCCGGAAAUUUUGGGGUCGGCUCCGGCUCCCGAUCCCAAAGUCGGAGCCAGGCUUCCCAGCGGUCAGAAAAGUAAAAAUUUCGUGAUCUUGUUAAACCAAAUUGCUUGAAAAACACUGCGGAGGAUGUGACUUGACUGCAAAAACGUUGGCUGUAUGAUCUCUGGCACUAAUAACUUUUAUUUUUGGAAAAAUAUUUAAAAAAAAAACAUUUUGCAUAGGAGCCGGGAUUCGGAGCCGGAAGCCUUUUUAAAUUUUGCACGGAGCCAAGAGCCGGAGCCGGAGCUGCAAAUUUGGCCUCGGCUCCGGCUCUGGGAGCUAAGAGCCGGAGCCGGAGCCGAAAUUUUGACCGUGGCAAUCUCUGCUUCCAAGCAUGCCGAAGCUCCGUUGUUCUUCAAGCUGCCCGCAAAAUCGAAGACUUUUUUGGCUCGCCGAGUACUAGCUGUUUCGCAAAGUCGCUGGAGUAA